Molecule: messenger RNA, 336 nt
Organism: Helianthus annuus (common sunflower)
Lineage: Eukaryota; Viridiplantae; Streptophyta; Magnoliopsida; Asterales; Asteraceae
Product: extensin-1-like
Exons: 1
Coding region: 1-336 (111 amino acids)
Source: RefSeq, a predicted model, not a curated record
AUGGGUGGACCUUCUCACGCGGUACCGGAAAUUGAUCCACCGCCAGUUACUUUUGCACCACCGCCACCGCCAAUGGGUUAUGAGAACCCAAUACCUACUUACCCAGGUUCGUCUGGGUAUAACCCAAUACCUGCCCAGGAUCCAUAUCUUGAGGCAGCUCACUUUAAUGCUCUUUAUCCCUCGCCAUUUCCUCCAGCAUACCCAACUGGGUAUCCCGUGCAAGGGUAUCAGUACCCUCCUUAUCAGCAUCAACCUCAACCCCCACCUCAACAUUCGCAAACCCAGGAAAUUUUACAAAGGUUGGACGAGGUUGAGCAAAAAGCAGAGGAACGAUAA